Messenger RNA from Lotus japonicus, 1829 nucleotides. Its product is annotated as exosome complex component RRP45A-like. The transcript is spliced from 7 exons. The record is from RefSeq and is a predicted model, not a curated record. The coding region runs from base 138 to 1487 and encodes 449 amino acids. Gene Ontology annotation, biological process: U1 snRNA 3'-end processing; U4 snRNA 3'-end processing; U5 snRNA 3'-end processing. NCBI's taxonomy places the organism in Eukaryota, Viridiplantae, Streptophyta, Magnoliopsida, Fabales, Fabaceae. Gene Ontology annotation, cellular component: cytoplasmic exosome (RNase complex); nuclear exosome (RNase complex).
GCCUCGUCUUCUUCAAUUUUGUUGUUUCACUUCUUCACCCAAAAAAAAAAAAAAAACAACCCUCAAGCACUAUCAGCUUCACAGUUCUCGCCGGAGCACUCGCCCCUCGCCGCGACCACGCCGCCAUACAGAGAAGCAUGGAGCAGAGGCUAGCUAACAGUUGGCGAAUGACAGUUAACGAGAAGAAAUUCAUCGAAACCGCGCUGCUAUCGGAGCUCCGAGUCGACGGUCGCGGCCCCUUGGAGUAUCGCAGACUCACCAUCAAGUUCGGGAAGGAUGAUGGCUCAGCCAUGGUGCAAUUGGGGGAAACACGCGUGAUGAGUUUCGUCACUGCUCAGCUUGUUCAGCCUUACAGAGAUAGACCCAAUGAAGGCUCGCUUUCUAUCUUCACUGAGUUCUCUCCCAUGGCUGAUCCUUCCUUCGAGCCUGGCCGUCCCGGAGAGUCUGCCGUUGAGUUAGGCCGCGUUAUUGAUCGUGGUUUGAGAGAAAGCAGAGCUGUUGACACUGAAUCGCUAUGUGUUCUUUCUGGCCAGCUUGUUUGGGCUGUUCGGAUUGAUAUCCAUAUACUGGACAAUGCAGGAAAUCUUGUUGAUGCUGCAAAUGUUGCUGCUUUGGCUUCUCUGUCGACAUUCCGAAGGCCUGAAUGUUCAUUAGGGGGAGAAGAUGGUCAGAAAGUUGUGGUGCAUCCUCCUGAGGUGCGCGAUCCGCUCCCGUUGAUUAUACAUCAUCUUCCUAUUGCAGUUACCUUUGGAUUUUUCAGUGAUGAAUAUCUUGUGAUUAUGGAUCCGACAUACCAGGAAGAGUCUGUAAUGACUGGACGUAUGACUGCCACAGUUAAUGCAAAUGGUGAUGUUUGUGCCAUUCAAAAAGCUGGAGGACAGGGAGUGCUUCAGAAGCUUAUCAUGCACUGCCUGAGACUUGCUCAUGUUAAAGCUGGCGAUAUUACAACCAAGAUAAAAGAGGCAGUUGAAAAACACAACACUGAAAGGGCACUACGCAAGAUUAAACGCCAUUCUUCUGUUUCCGUAGAUGUAUGUGGAACCACUGCCAGGUUAGGGGAGAAACAAAACCCAUUAGAUGGUGAUAAAGAUGGUAGCUGUUUAGACCAAUUGAAGCUGAAAGAUGAGGGGAAUUUUAUGGAAUGUGAAGCCACACCAUCAGGACAUGUACAAAGUAGCCAGGGGGAUGGAGUAUCGAAGAAUUUUACCGGUGGCCCAUCUAGUUGGGAUCCCUACUCGGAGUGUGUCAAUUCAGAUCUUCUAAAAGCUUCUCUAGCUUCACGUGCAGGACCAUCAGGAAAUGUUAAACAAAAGGAUUCAGGAUCGGCACCAAAGCCGGAGGAGGCACCACAGGAAAUCAAGAAAGAUUCUUCACCAAUUGACACAGCUCUAGCUGCUGAGCAGAACAAUGAAGGUAAGACUCUAAAGGAUGCCGUCAAGCCCAAGAACAGAAGAAAAAAAAGAGCACCUACCAAUAGUGGAAAUUAAGUAGUUAAACGGGUUGUUGUCAGAGGUAUUACUACUGACCAUGUAUGUUAUCUAAAGAGUGGAAAUUAAGUAGUUAAACGGGUCAUUGUCAGUUGAGGUAUUGCAACUGACCAUGUAUGUUAUCUAAAGAGUCUCUACUUGACCAAAAAAAGAAACUGUACUUUUUUUCUGGAAUCCUUUUUAUGUCGUAGACAGGAUGCUGUAAAAAUCUGAGGGACAAUGAAGGAGUCUCAUUAGUUUUUGCGUGGCAGAAAGUGGUACUUGACAAUAGUGAAAAUCAUUAUGAAUUGUUUCUGUAAUUCUUUCGGCCUUUAAAAUAGUUCCACAUUUUUUCCCUCAUCA